Molecule: messenger RNA, 426 nt
Organism: Lactuca saligna
Lineage: Eukaryota; Viridiplantae; Streptophyta; Magnoliopsida; Asterales; Asteraceae
Source: the annotation of a GenBank genome assembly
AUGAGGAAUACACGAUUCAGUUCAUUUAAGUCAAAGUUCAAGAACACAGUAGAAACGACGUUGAAUCUUGAAGACGACAAUGAAGAUUUCGUUGCUGAACCUGAAGAACAAAUUCAUGAAGAAGAACAUGUGAACCAAGAAAGAAGGUCAAAGAAAAAGCUUGAUAAAUCAGUUAAACAAAAGACAACUCCUAAACCUUUAAAUGCACUACUUUUGGAAAGAGAGAUAAGGUCGAAGAGGCAAUUUGAUAGAGUUCCAAUUGUAAAACAUUUAAAAAAUAAGGCAAUUGCUAAAUCUGUCAAAGAGGAAAAAGAAGAUAAUGUUAGAAAAACAAAUAAGGAAUACCCACCUGGUUUAAGAUACCUUCCAACCAGAAUGAAAUGUGAUAACGUCACUGCAGCUGUUAUGGGAAUGUUGCCGGAAUAG